GUCAACAUCGAAAACCGAGGACAAUCGACUUCACUCCUGACAGAAAGUAAUGAUGUGGAACAUUCAGAGACAAACUGAUUAACUGGUAGUAGUUUAUAUGGUAUCUUUAGUGCGAUAGCGCAAAGGAGUCUCCGUUCGACUUAAGCGUGUCUGGGAGAGUUGAGAGCCAGGAUGCCUAUUUCCAGUUCUCCUUUGCCGCUGGAUCAAUGAACGCCUUAAACUGGUUUAGAGAGAAAAAAUAGGGAUGAUUCGGGUCAAAAGGAGGAACCUGAUCCUGCUGGUGGUGGUAGGGGCUUUCCCUACCGGCCUCCUGGUCUAUUUAGCAUUCUCAUCAGAUGAUAUGUUACCGUCACAGAUGAAUACUCUAGACAUACAUCAGGUCGAGUCCCGGUUUGCACAGAUGUUACGGGAGCUGGACAAGGAAAACAAGGCUGUAAACAAAGAACUCGGCCUGACUAGGAGUCAGCUGCUGAGUCUACAGAUGAGUAUGGCUGCCCAGAAUGACAGUGGGACGAGUAACAACACUCGAGUACGAUGUAAAAACCCUCAACCUGAGGUACCCAAGUGUGAGGUUAUCCAUGUUGCUAUUGUCUGUGCCAAAAAUAAUGCCACACGACAAGUGGUGACAUUAAUAAAAAGCAUCCUAUUCUAUCGCAAGAAUCCGCUACACUUCCACUUCAUCUCCGACAACACUGCUCAACUCAUCCUCCUUUAUCUGUUUGAAACAUGGAAUGUAGCUGAAGUUGAAGUGAGUUUCUAUCCUGCCAGCAGCAUCGAGAAUGAAGUGUCCUGGAUCCAAAACAAGCAUUACUCUGGUGUGUAUGGACUGAUGAAGCUCACACUACCUAAAACACUACCUCAAAGUCUACAAAAGGUUAUUGUCCUGGACACAGAUGUCACCUUUGCUACAGAUAUAGCUGAACUGUGGAAAAUAUUCCAGGUUUUAAAAGGCAAAAAGGCUAUAGGUUUGGUAGAGAACCAGAGUGAUUGGUAUCUAGGGAAGCUGUGGAGGAACCAUCGCCCCUGGCCAGCUCUGGGACGUGGGUUCAAUACCGGAGUAAUCCUUCUAGACCUACACAUCCUGCGACAGCUUGACUGGACCAGUUUAUGGCGGUCAGUGGCCGAGAAGGAACUGAUCACCAUGCAUUACACUUCCCUGGCAGACCAGGACAUUUUCAACGCUGUCCUUAAACAGAACCAGUAUCUCCUCUAUCAUCUACCGUGUCAGUGGAACGUCCAACUCAGCGAUAACACUCGCAGUGAGGAGUGCUAUACCGAUAUUUCUGAUCUCAAGAUUAUUCACUGGAACUCACCAAAGAAGUUAAAAGUGAAGAACAAACAUGUGGAGUUUUUCCGUAAUCUUUACUUGACCUUUCAAGAAUAUGAUGCCAAUUUGUUGCGAAACCGAUUGUUUGGAUGUGGAACAACUAGUGCUGUGAACCCGAUGCAGGAACAGCUAAAUCAAAUUAGUGAAGAUGACGAGUGUUACGACUUCAGUCGAGAGCGUGUCAUGGUUCAUCGAACCCACCUGUACUACAUUGACUAUGAGUAUGAACCAGUUGAGAAUGAUGUGACUUUAGUUACGCAGCUGAGUAUGGAUCGGCUACAGAUGCUGGAGACAAUCUGUAAACACUGGGAGGGCCCCAUCAGUCUGGCACUGUACAUCUCGGAUGCUGAGGCCCAGCAGUUCCUGAGAUAUGCCCAGGGCUCGGAGAUCCUUAUGAAGAGAAAAAACAUUGGCUACCAUGUUGUGUUCAGGGAUGGGCAAUACUACCCAGUCAACUACCUGCGGAAUGUGGCGCUGAAGCAGGUGCGCACCCCUUUUGUGUUUCUCUCCGAUAUAGACUUCCUACCCGUACACAAUCUGUAUGAAAACCUCAAGAGGACGGCAACAACAAUGGAUCUGGCAAACACUAAAAAGGCACUAAUAGUUCCUGCAUUUGAGACACCCCGGUACAGAAUUGAAUUCCCGAAGUCUAAGGCAGAACUCUUGUCCAGUCUAGAUAUGGGUGAUCUCUAUACAUUCAGAUAUCAUGUGUGGCCUAAAGGUCAUUUUCCUACUAAUUACGCCAAGUGGAGGACAGCGACCACACCCUAUACGGUAAGCUGGGAGGCAGAUUUUGAACCCUACAUAGUGGUCGGUAAGGAUGUACCUAUGUUUGAUCAGAGAUUUGUAGGAUUUGGAUGGAACAAAGUUUCUCACACCAUGGAGUUGGACCUAUUAGGGUAUGAAUUUGUCGUGCUGCCCAGUGUCUUCAUCAUCCACAUGCCUCAUGCCCCGAGUUUUGAUAUUGCCAAAUUUAGGUCCAGCUCUUUAUACAGACACUGUUUAAAAGUUCUGAAGAGGGAGUUUCACAGAGAUUUGUCACGCAAGCAUGGCCUGAAGGCUCUGAAGUAUCUCACAGCAGAUUGAACUGGAUAGAUUUGUCACGCAAGCAUGACCUGAAGGCUCUGAAGUAUCUCACAGCAGAUUGAACUGGAUAGAUUUGUCACGCAAGCAUGACCUGAAGGCUCUGAAGUAUCUCACAGCAGAUUGAACUGGAUAGAUUUGUCACGCAAGCAUGACCUGAGGGCUCUGAAGUAUCUCACAGCAGAUUGAACGUGAUAAUUGCCAAACUGUCUCUAUAAUAGCCAAAUACCACUGACUACCUGCACCUUUAUCAAACUGUUCUCAAGAUAACUACAGUAUCCUUCCAGCUGUCAGCCCAAUAUCAUGUCUGGUAUACCCAUUGGUGACAUUUGUUCACCUUGGAUAUUUUCAGUUAAUUUUCACACAUUAGAGGAUUUGCUUUAGGAUGUAACUGUUGCAAGUGAAACAAUUGAUAUGAAACGACCAAAACAACAAUCAUUACGUUUACCUGGUGCUGAAUGUCACAUGGUUCUUGCCUGAAUGUCACAUGGUUAUUUCGAGAUCACAUGAUUGUUACCUAGAUGUCACAUGGUUAUUUCGUGAUCACAUGAUUGUUACCUAGAUGUCACAUGGUUAUUUAGAGAUUAUGAUGGAUGUCACAUGAUUAUUUUGAGGCCACAUAAUUGUUAUCACAUGUUAACGAAAAUGUCACAUGGCUGUUCGUGACAUCCAUCACCUGUUUUAUACAUGAAUGUCAAAUGAUCUAGAUAACACUUCGUAGCUGUCUGGAUUUUAUACCGUUAAAAUGUGCCAAUUAUCAUACUUCUCAUUCAUCAUUUGAUAUGGCUACUUUCCACAUUUAUUUUGCCAUAACAUGUUUCAUACGGUUUAAUUGCUUUAUUAAAUAAUUGAUAAUAUUGAUUUCCAAACAGCCAACUUAUAUACAGUAAUUGGAUUGUUGUCAUGUGAUUACACUUUUAUUGAUUAUCAAUCAUUAAUUCAUAGGAAACGACAAUUUAACCAAGUUCUCAUUUUCAUCCCAUCCUUUUUAUUAUUAUUUUUAAUGAUUGAAGCAAACACUGACAUAUAAUGUAGAUAUUUGAACAUUUAAUGAUAGAAAUACAUUUUUGAUGUGUGAAAGAAAUUUAUUCAAAUUUCUUGAAUACAUUAUAAAAUAGAUUUUUUGUUCUAAAAUUAUAUUAGAAUCAAUGGUUGAGAAAUCACAUAUGUUAAGUUGUGUUAUAAGAUUAAAAUUAUUUUAUUAAAUCAAGUGUUAAAAUCGUUGUGAUCGAGUUUAAAAUUGUGAGUAAAAUAUUACAAGGAUAUAGAAAGCUGAGGGAACUACCCAGGGGAAUGCUCACAUUGGUCUCUUAUCAACAGAGUCUGCUAGUACAGUAUUACUGCCAGUAAUGAUAUGAAAACUGCUUUAGGGAUAAGGAAAUGAGGGUCACUUAAAGGAGCAUUCCUUUGUUCGGACAUUAGAAACAUGCACAGUUUCUAUUGAUGAAAUCUGUGUUCUAAUGAUGAUUAUAUGAGUGUUUGUGCCUACAUGUAAUGCAAUUAAUGCCGAAAUAUGCAGGGAAAAGGCGUAUCGUAUACAAAUACUGUAUGUCUUUGCAGUAGUGAUACUUCAGGUCGAAAUAAGAAUUUUCCGGACUUAAUACUUUGGUUUAUCUUGAGAGUAAAACUGCCUAAUUAAUAUAAAGAUUAUAACUUUUACUAUUUGGGAAAAAAAACAUAUUUUCUAGUAAAUUUUAUUUUGACAACCUAAACUUUAUUCAAACGAAGGAAUGCCCUUUAAAGAGGAUCGAUAAGAGUGAUAAAAUAUCACAAAAUCUGUACAGUAUACAGACACUUAAUAUAAAAUAUUUUUUCAUAAUUUUUCAUCAUAUUCUUUUUUCACCCCUAAUCACUAAGCCAAAACAUUUUGAGGUAAGUAUAAAUGUCUGUAAAUGAUUCAGUAUGUGUGUUAAUAUGUAAAUAAUAUGUAUAAUACAGAGAGUGCAAUUAUAGGUUCUAUGAUCUAUUCAUUUACAAUUUUUACGAUUGAAUUUCGAUGAUAUUAAUUAUGACAUAAUAUUUCCAAUGCUGAUUGUUGUGUUGGACAGUUUAUAUAUGUAUGUGUCCUUUGCUACAGUAAAUGUACCUAUUUAAGCAGUAAAGUUCUUAAGCAUUUUUCACGCUGAUAUCAUUCCCCUAAAUUAUGAUUAUGUUAAUAACAGUUUCUGUAAAUUGUUUUCUAUAUCAUGUACUGUGGGUAUACCAAUUCAUCAUCUCUUUAAUCUGUUUAACUUCAGUUAAACACUAAAAUUUGAAUGUGCUGAAAUUGGUACGCUCUGUAAACCAUGCCUUGUUGUAGUCUGUGGCAAAAAUAUAUACAUUGACAGACUUACACUGUCAGAAGUCAAAAAUGUUCUCACUGCCAUUUAAGUAUAAAACUGUCUCAUAGCGACUUCUAUGAAACCUACUUAUAAUGUAUGUCAUUAUAGAAAAAUCAUUAUAAGAAAAAAACCUUACAAAUAUAAAUGUAUAUAAAACUGAUUUUUGGAACAAUUUGUUGUAUACGUUGAGAUAAAUUGUCAAAAUUUAAAACAAAAAACGGAGUGGUUCCAGGUUUUCUACAAUACUGAUAUUGAUAUGUGAUUCAAAUUGUAUUCUGGACCUUAGAAUGGUGUUAUGCUGUCUAUGUAAAGUAACUGUCUACAAAAUCUGGUCAUAUUGAAGAUUUGGCAGUCGCUAUUAAAGGUCUACUAAGACUUGAAUUAAAGAUAGGGAAUUUGUGAGUGAGGUUUCAUAUUACUUGAUUAAAAAGCGUACAUAACUGUGACCUUUGGUGCAUACACAUUUAUUGUAAAUCUAUAAUCUCAUGUUUAAAACUUGCUACAGUUACUGAAAUCUAACAAAAAUGGAGAAAAACAAUUAAAAAAUUGAAUUUGCAGCCAAAAAAGUUUAACAUCUGUUUUUGUACCAGUCCUUUAUCUUACAAUGAGGAUUCUGAUUCACUGAUAACCAUAUUAGUCACCGUUUCUUUUGUUUACAGGGAAUAUUGCUGUAAAAUCCUUUUAAUCAAUGUCAUUCUGUUCCGAUCGUGAGAAAGCUAAGAGCUAUAGAGUUAUUGUUUAUAUAUAUGUAGUAUAAAUUAUUUAUAUAAUUAAUAAAAUAUGAAAAGACAUACAA
Pecten maximus is the source of this 5527-nucleotide messenger RNA. Its product is annotated as LARGE xylosyl- and glucuronyltransferase 1-like. Gene Ontology annotation, molecular function: xylosyltransferase activity; glucuronosyltransferase activity. The record is from RefSeq and is a predicted model, not a curated record. NCBI's taxonomy places the organism in Eukaryota, Metazoa, Mollusca, Bivalvia, Pectinida, Pectinidae. The transcript is spliced from 20 exons. The coding region runs from base 245 to 2413 and encodes 722 amino acids. Gene Ontology annotation, biological process: protein O-linked glycosylation via mannose.